Dromiciops gliroides (monito del monte) is the source of this 957-nucleotide messenger RNA. Its product is annotated as 60S acidic ribosomal protein P0-like. The transcript has a single exon. Gene Ontology annotation, molecular function: structural constituent of ribosome; large ribosomal subunit rRNA binding. Gene Ontology annotation, biological process: ribosome biogenesis; cytoplasmic translation; ribosomal large subunit assembly. NCBI's taxonomy places the organism in Eukaryota, Metazoa, Chordata, Mammalia, Microbiotheria, Microbiotheriidae. Gene Ontology annotation, cellular component: cytosolic large ribosomal subunit. The record is from RefSeq and is a predicted model, not a curated record.
AGCACCUUUGAGAUGCCCAGGGAAGACAGGGCUACCUGGAAGUCAAAUUACUUCCUCAAGAUCAUACAACUUUUGGAUGAUUAUCCAAAAUGCUUCAUUGUGGGAGCAAAUAAUGUGGACUCCAAGCAGAUACAGCAAAUCUGGAUGUCCCUCCAUGGGAAGGCCAUAGUGUUGAUGGGAAAAAACAAAAACAAAAACCAAAAAACCACCAUAAUGCACAAAGCCAUUCUUGGGCAUCUGAAGAACAACCUUGCCCUGGAGAAGAUGCUUCCUCAUAUCCAGGGGAAUGUGGGCUUUGUGUUCUCCAAGGAAUACCUGAUAGAGAUCAGGGAUAUGCUUCUGGCCAAUAAGGUGCCAGCUGCUGCCCAUGCUUGUGCCAUUGCCCUAUGUGAUGUCACCAUGCCAGUCCACAACACUGGUCUGGGGCCUGAGAAGACUUCCUUCUUCUAGGCACUGGGUAUAACCACUAAGAUUUCCAGGGGCACCAUUGAAAUCUUGAGCGAUGUGAAGCUGAUUAAGACUGGAGACAAAGUGGCUGCCAGUGAGGCCGCCUUGUUGAACAUGCUGAACAUCUUCCCAUUCUCCUUUGGGCUGAUCAUUCAGCAGGUGUUUGACAAUGGCAGCAUCUACAAACUUGAAGUGCUGGACAUCACAGAGGAGACUCUGCACCUUCAGUUCUUAGGUAGUGUCCACAAUGUUGCCAACCUCUGUCUGCAGAUUGGCUACCCAGCUGUUGCAUCAGUCCACCACUCAAUCAUCAGUGGGAACAAGCAGGUCUUGGCUGUAGCAGUGGAGACUGACUACACCUUCCCACUUGCUGAAAAGGUGAAGGCCUUCCCGGCUGACCCAUCAGCAUUUGCAAUGGCCACCCCCACGGCCACUGCUCCAGCCAAGGUGGAAGCUAAGGAAGAGUCGGAGGAGUCUGAUGAAAAUAUGGGAUUUGGUCUGUUUAAUUAA